Messenger RNA from Linderina pennispora, 835 nucleotides. RefSeq lists its product as uncharacterized. The transcript is spliced from 3 exons. NCBI's taxonomy places the organism in Eukaryota, Fungi, Kickxellomycota, Kickxellomycetes, Kickxellales, Kickxellaceae. The coding region runs from base 53 to 553 and encodes 166 amino acids. The record is from RefSeq and is a predicted model, not a curated record.
GAAGCUUUAAUUCCCUCUCUUCGCAAAAGUAUCCUGUUGCCCGCUCCCAAUCAUGUACUUUGGCCGAUCGCAGAUUCACACGCCGAUUCCAGCCGCCCCUGAGUCGCUGGGCAGGCUCGUCGACAGCAUCUUUGGUUCGCGCAGCACAUCCGCCGCCGAACUGCGGCGCGCGAGCUGCAGCCGGCCAUUGCCGCCAUGGAGGAGGUGUACACGGCGCUGGCCAACUCGAGCACAGCGUGGGUUGAUGACCUGGCGCGCCCAAGAGUCCGAGUACAAGCAGUCGCGCCACGAGCACUACGCCCAGCUGCAGCAGCAGAUGGACCGCCAGUAUGCGGAGCUGAGCCAGGAGACCGCUCAGCGGCGGGCUGCCGAUGCAUCGCUCGGGUUCCAGCGCGAUCUCGGAGCGCUUCCAGAAGUCGCGCCCGCCAACGCCAAGGCUCGGCAGACAGGGUCAGCAUCUUCAUUUCACAGCCCUCCCUUGGCACAAACACAACCACUCUCAGAGCAAGGGAGGGCCAAUUCUUGGUAUCCUACGGUUACGCAUGUUUACUAAGCACCGAGGACUUCCACUUGUAGCAGGCAGCCGCCCAGACCUCGGCAGCGUUGCCGCUAGCGACAGACUGGGAUGCAGACUCGCAGGGAUUCUUCAGCGACGAUGAGAUCGACAGCAGCGCCUCGGCAGCUGCCACACCAAGACCGAAAAUGCUGGGAAAAUGCUGUCGCAGAGCGCAAGGCGCCAGCACCAGCAGUAGCAGCAGCGCCAGCAGCAGCACCAGCAGCAGGCAAGCCGGAAACCGACGCUCCCGCAUUUGUCAUAAUCGGGGACGAGGACUUC